AUGCUGCUUAUAAUAGCUAUUCUCCUAUUAAUCUUGAUUGUUACAUACAAAUUAUAUGCACAUUUCUUUCCAGCACCGUUGGUCGAUCCAAAUGGAAAAUACGUGCUGAUAAGUGGUUGUGAUACAGGUUUCGGAAAUAGACUUGCAAAAGAAUUAGAUCGCCAAGGCUAUAAUGUGUUGGCGGGAGUUUAUUCAAACGCUUCAAAAGAACAGCUUGUCGGAGAAUUAUCAUCAAAAGCUACAGUGUUCAAAUUAGACAUCACAAAACAACAGGAUAUUGAUGAUGCCUUCGAAUUAAUUAAUAGUAAAACAAAUGAUUUAUACGCAUUGGUCAACAAUGCUGGCGUGGGCAAAGGUGGCCUGAUUGACUGGAUUCCAAUGCAGCUGUAUCACGAUGUGAUGGAGGUGAAUUUUUUUGGACAUGUCUCAAUGACAAAAACAUUUUUGCCAUUAUUAGUGAGACGAUCCGGUAAUCGAGUUGUUAACAUUUGCUCUGCAGCUGGUUAUAUGGCUGCGCCUGCUGUGUCAGCAUACUGUGCAAGUAAAUAUGCUCUAGAGGCUUUCUCCGAUUGUCUACGACGGGAAAUGGCAUUAUGGGGACUAAAAGUGUCUAUUAUUGAACCGGGGUUUAUGAGAACAGCAAUUAUUGAAGGACAUGAAGACGCGUGCUCUCAGUUGUGGCAUAAUUUGACUAUUGAUAAGAAAGAACUUUGGGGCGAAACGUUUUUCAAUCAACAUCUGAAACACAUGGCUAACAUCACGAAGUUUGCACAAGAUCCGAUGGUUGUCGUUCGAGCAUUACAGCAUGCAGUAUCAAGCACAAAGCCAAAAAUUCGCUAUCGCCCGGGAUGGCAAUCUGCCUUGAUCUUUUUCCCAUUAUCUCUGAUGCCUGCGUGGUUAGCUGACAUCUUUAUAGCCUUAAUAAAUAGUACAUCGGAUAAACCAGCCGGUGUACUAAAACGAACUCAAAACAUCGUUAAACAAGCUCAAUCAGAUUAG
Molecule: messenger RNA, 999 nt
Organism: Didymodactylos carnosus
Lineage: Eukaryota; Metazoa; Rotifera; Eurotatoria; Philodinida; Philodinidae
Source: the annotation of a GenBank genome assembly